Messenger RNA from Beta vulgaris subsp. vulgaris (sugar beet), 2191 nucleotides. RefSeq lists its product as uncharacterized. The record is from RefSeq and is a predicted model, not a curated record. Bases 231 to 1922 code for a protein of 563 amino acids. Gene Ontology annotation, molecular function: protein binding. The transcript has a single exon. Lineage: Eukaryota; Viridiplantae; Streptophyta; Magnoliopsida; Caryophyllales; Amaranthaceae.
CCCAGGCCAGGCCAGCACAUUUUUAGUUUAGAACACACACCAAUAAAUUUUCCUCCCACAUUUCUUUCCCCUUUCCCUCGUUCUCCUUCACUCAUGCCUCACUCGUUUCCCAGCACUGCUCUUCCUCUACUCAUCUCCCUUCUCCAACCACUCUCUCUUUCUCUCUCCUAAAAUAUCUCUUUAACCUCAUAUUCACCACUUUCUCUCCUCAAACCUCCAUUUUUGCCGCCAUGAAAGAAGCUUCAACACCACCUCUAAAUGACGACCUUCUCCAUCUCUCAACUCAACGACUAACCUCUCUCCUCGAAACACACCUCCCUCACAUCCACCACUUCAAAGGAAAAUGGUCGUUGAUCAAAGGUAAACUCGUUUCUCUUCAAUCUCACCUCGCCGAACUAUCUGACUCCACUUCUUCUCACUCUCUCUCCUCCAACUCUCUCUCUAUCUCCGUCCUCUCCUCGCUUUUCGCCGCGCUUUCCGACGGAAUUUUACUCGCCGGAAAAUGCUCCGACGCCGACGCGAUUCCCGAUGGUAAACUUCGCACUCAAAGCGACAUCGAUUCUCUCUCCUCGAAGCUCGACCGAAUCAGCAAAGACUGCGAGAUCUUGCUUCGCAGUGGAGUUCUACACCAAGACGGCGCCAUUACGGUGGUGCAGCCGGCGGCGAGGGAGGCGGUUAGGGUUGAGGUUAGGAAUUUUUUGACUCGGCUUCAGAUCGGAACAAAUGAGGCGAAGAAUUCGGCGAUGGACUCGUUGUUAGGGUUGCUUGUUGAGGAUGAUAAGAAUGUGCUGAUUGCGGUUGCGCAGGGGAUUGUUCCUGUGCUUGUGCGCUCACUCGAUUCGACUUCGGUGGAGAUGAGAGAGAAAAUUGUUGCUGCCAUUGCUAGGGUUUCGACGGUCGAUUCCAGUAAGCAUGUUUUGAUUGCUGAGGGUUUGUUGUUGUUGAAUCAAUUGAUUAGAGUGAUUGAAUCAGGAAGUGGUUUUGCUAAGGAGAAAGCUUGUGUUGCACUUCAGGCGUUGAGUUUUUCUAAGGAGAAUGCCAGAGCUAUUGGUUCUAGAGGUGGAAUUUCGUCGUUGUUGGAGAUUUGUCAUGGCGGAACUCCGAGUUCGCAAGCGAUGGCGGCCGGAGUGUUGAGGAACUUAGCUCAAUUUGAGGAAAUUAAGGAGAAUUUCGUCGAAGAGAAUGCAAUUCCGGUGUUGAUUGCGUUGUCGGCUUCAGGGACGACGCUGGCGCGGGAGAAUGCAAUUGGUUGUUUGUCGAAUUUGGUGUAUAAUGAUGAGACAUUGAAGGUUUUGGUUGCAAGAGAGGGCGGAGUUGAGAAUUUGAAGAAUUAUUGGGAUUCGACUCCGGUAGGCAGAGGUUUAGAGCCUGCUGUUGAGUUGUUAAAGAAUUUUUCGUCGUAUCAUCCAAUUGGGGAAGUUUUGAUUUUCCAGGGAUUCCCAUUGAGGUUAUUGCCACUGUUGAAUUGUGGGGUUUUAAGUGUAAGAAUUGCAGCUGCAGGAGCUGUUUAUGAACUCGGAUUUUGCUCGAAAGCAAGGAGAGAGAUGGGUGAAUGUGGCUGUGUUUCUGCAUUGGUGAGAAUGUUGGAUGGGAAAGCCAUUGAGGAGAGAGAAGCAGCUGCAAGAGCGCUGUCGAAUCUCAUGGCGUGUACCUGUAAUAGGAAGAUAUUCAGGAAGGAAGAGAGAGGGAUAGUGGCCACAGUUCAGCUAUUGGAUCCAUUGACUAAAAAUUUGGAUAUGAAGAAAUGGCCAAUCGCGGUUUUGGCCACUUUGAUUAGCUCUAAGAAGUGCAGGAAACAAAUGGUUGGUGCCGGAGCUUGUGUAUACCUACAGAAGCUUGCAGAGCUCGAAGUUGAGGGAGCGAAGAAGCUUCUGGAGAGUCUUGGCCGGGGUAAACUGUGGGGCGUUUUCGCCAGGCCUUGAUGAUCAGAGUGUUGUGAGUUUUAGUUUUUCUGUAUGUAUAAUCCUUUUGAGCUUGGUUUUCUUUUUUUACGUCUCUGCCUUACCACUCGAUUUUCUUACUAAUUCCUUGUUUAUAGUUGUGGUUAGAGUUUGUGACAGGAAAAAUGGCAAUUGUGAGUAGUAGACUAGUAAUAGUAGAUGAUCUAAUUGUUUGAAUGACAUCUUUGUUUGUAGAGAGAAUAAUUGUUGGUUAAUGACACAAAUCCGGAUUGAAUUUGUAUCUUCUUCAA